UGUGACUGUAAAGCUAAAGCGAACAUAAGACGUUACGUUGCUAAGAUAGUAACGUUAGUUAGCUGAGCCUUGGUGGGAGUCGGCUCCUCCCCCAUGUUGCUCAGCUGUCCUUGUCAGAUAACGAUAAACGUUACGUGCUCAUGUGUGACCAGAGGCGGGCUUAAUUGUUUAUUUUUUUUAAUCAACGAAACAGUUUUAUUACAGGCUCUUCAUACACUGCUGUGGUCCGUUAACGGUUUAUUCUCUGACAUAUUCAUCUAAAGUCCAACAAGCUGUCAUGGCCACAGGUGGGGCCCCAGGGCCAGGGGCCGCCCAUUGGGCCACCAAGGUGGAGCUGACCAUCUCCUGUGAGAACCUAAUGGACAUGGACGUCUUCUCAAAGUCUGACCCUCUGUGUGCCUUGUACAUCAACACAGGCUCCCACUGGUAUGAGUUUGGACGUACAGAGAUGAUCCUGAACUGCCUGAAUCCAAAGUUUACCAAGAAAUUUGUGCUCGACUACUAUUUCGAGAUGGUGCAGAGGCUGAAGUUCUGCGUGUAUGAUAUUGACAAUAACACCUACGACCUGGAUGAUGAUGACUUUCUGGGGGAGCUUGAAUGUACCCUGGGCCAGAUCGUCUCUAACAAGCAGAUGACUCGGUCUUUACUGCUGAAGAACAAGAGGCCUGCGGGGAAUGGCACCAUCACAAUCUGUGCUGAGGAAAUAACGGACACCAGAGUGGCAAACAUUGAGGUGUCAGCCCGCAAGUUGGAUAAAAAAUGGCUGUGGUGGUCCGACCCUUUCCUGGAAAUCUUCAGGCAAACAGAAACUGGCUGGCAGCUCGCUCACAGGACAGAGGUGGUGUACAACAACCUCAGCCCAAUAUGGAGACCCUUCCGCAUCUCAUUGCGAGCUCUCUGUGGAGGUGAUGUGGAGAAACCCAUAAAGGUCGACUGUUACGACCAUCACGUCAACGGCUCCCAUGACCUCAUUGGGACCUUUAAAACCACACUUGCGGAGAUGCAAGUGGGAACACACAUCUCCCCGGUUGAAUUUGAGUGCAUUUCCCCAAAAAAGUUGAGGAAGAGAAACUACAAAAACUCUGGGGUCAUUUGUGUCAAGAGCUGCCAGGUGGUGAAGGAGUAUACCUUCCUGGAUUAUAUCAUGGGGGGUUGUCAAAUCAACUUCACUAUUGCCAUUGACUGCACAGGCUCUAACGGGGAUCCCAGGACUCCCCAGUCACUUCACUACAUCAACCCUGAGGGCUAUAAUGAAUACCUGACGGCCAUCUGGGCGGUGGGUAACGUCAUCCAGGACUAUGACAGCAAUAAGAUGUUUCCUGUCUUUGGUUUUGGAGCCAAGGUCCCUCCCUCCUUCCAAGUCUCCCAUGAGUUUCCUAUCAAUUUCAAUCCAACAAAUCCAUUCUGCGCGGGCAUAGAGGGUGUGGUGCAGGCCUACCAGGAGUGUCUACCUCAGUUGAAGCUCUGGGGCCCCACCAACUUCGCUCCGAUUAUCAACCAUGUGGCCUGCUUUGCCAGACAAGCUCUCCGGCAGAAUAUGGCCUCACAAUACUUCGUGCUGCUCAUCAUCACAGACGGAGUCAUCACAGACAUGGACCACACACGCACUGCUAUCGUGGAGGCCUCUCGUCUGCCCAUGUCUAUCAUCAUAGUGGGUGUGGGCGGGGCAGACUUCAGCGAAAUGGAGUUCCUUGACAGCGAUGACAAGUUGCUGAGUUCGCCCAGGGGUGACGUCGCCGCGAGAGAUAUCGUCCAGUUUGUGCCCUUCAGGGAUUUCCAAGGAAGCAGCGUGGCCCUUGCCCAGAGCGUCCUGGCGGAGCUGCCUGAUCAAGUGUCGUCCUUCUUCAAUACUUACAAGCUGAAACCCCCGAAUUUAUUCAAUGAUCCUGACCCCUCCUAGAAAAAUGGGCUAAAUUAACCCAAAUACCUCAUAUUUACUACUUAUAUGCAUCUCCUUCACCCUCUUUCUGUAUUUACUGUUUGGAAUGGCAUACAUGAAUGCAAAGACAUGAAUGAGGGUAAGAAAUAAACCAAAAAUAUAUGUUACUAACCUCAAACAUGUGCCUGGAAUUCUCAGCAAUGUUGAUAGAAGAGUUGCUGUGACCAAGAGACAUGAUAGCUUGUAUAGUGCAUGUACAACUUGACAUGUUGGUACGGCUUUGUUGAU
This is a messenger RNA of Epinephelus fuscoguttatus (brown-marbled grouper), 2167 nucleotides long. Its product is annotated as copine-3-like. The record is from RefSeq and is a predicted model, not a curated record. Gene Ontology annotation, cellular component: plasma membrane. Gene Ontology annotation, biological process: cellular response to calcium ion; ERBB2 signaling pathway. Gene Ontology annotation, molecular function: calcium-dependent phospholipid binding; receptor tyrosine kinase binding. Bases 278 to 1900 code for a protein of 540 amino acids. Lineage: Eukaryota; Metazoa; Chordata; Actinopteri; Perciformes; Serranidae. The transcript has 17 exons.